Kazachstania africana CBS 2517 is the source of this 1995-nucleotide messenger RNA. RefSeq lists its product as uncharacterized. Gene Ontology annotation, molecular function: DNA binding. The transcript has a single exon. The record is from RefSeq and is a predicted model, not a curated record. Lineage: Eukaryota; Fungi; Ascomycota; Saccharomycetes; Saccharomycetales; Saccharomycetaceae. The coding region runs from base 1 to 1995 and encodes 664 amino acids.
AUGUCUCAGGAUAAAACUUCUACAGAAUAUGCGGUUUACACUUUGAAUCCUUCUGAUGUGAAGUUGACCGAUAGCCCACUAGAUGACUAUCAAAGACUAUAUUUUGCCACUUUGUUUGCUAAUAAUGGUAAGGAAGCUUCGAUCAAAACGUUUGCAAAGGAUCUUUCUAUCAGAAAAUCAACUUAUAAAUCCGGUAUGGCGCAAGUUUUCAAGAAUCCUCCAUAUUUGAAUAACGUACCAAUUAAUGAUACGAAAGAUAAUCUGUUACAAUGUUUCGAGUUUCAAUUACCUGAUUUUAAACUGGCUUUAACGGCAGGUGAAAAUGUUGGCGCCAAAUCAUUCUCACUCGAUGAAGAUGUGAAACAACAACUUUGUCUCGAUAAAUGUUCGAACCAACUCUUAAAUGCAAUUAUUCAAGAUUCUUCAAAUCAUUCAAAUUACGAUUCUUCACUAACUAAAAAUCAACAAUUCAAAUUGAAGAAAAUUGAUCACAAUUUACAGGCAGCCGAUAAAAUCAUCAAUCCAAAUAAUUGCAUACUAUGGGGGUAUGAAACCGGUUCUGUCUUUUUAACUGGUAUUUGGAGAUUAUAUCAGGAUGUAAUGAGAGGUUUGAUUAUGUCCAAUAGACAAAUGGAAGAUUCGAAAUCUUUGCAAAAUAUAUGUAAAACUGAUUAUGAGUACAUCUUGACCCAUGCAUUCUACGAUUCUCUGCAAGAUCACGAAUUUCAAACUACAAGAAGACGAAGCAGCUCAGGUUCCAUUGGUGAAGGAUCUAUUCAACAAUUUAUUAAUGAAACGCAAAGUAAUAAUGUCACUUACACAGACUUACACUGGAAUAAUCUAUCGAAAGAAUUGAAAAACUUAAUAUUGAAAAAUUUUAAAGACUUCCUUAUCAAUGAAAAACACUUAACUGAAGAAAAUCUUUUGAACUAUAAUUUAAACAAUUUAAUUCAAAGAAUCAGAGGUGGGUAUAUCAAGAUUCAAGGUACAUGGCUACCUAUGGAAAUUGCUAAAUUAAUUUGUAGUAGGUUUUGUUUUCCUAUAAGAUAUUUUCUUGUUCCAUUGUUUGGUAAUGAUUUUCCUAAACAAUGUGAAGAGUGUCAUUUACUUAUUCAGAAUAAUAUCAAAAUUUUGAUGUCAAUGCCCAAAAAGGGCAGGGCAGAAUCAAAAUCACAUGCGAGGAAACAUGACGCUGCUAUCAAAACCCAAGGUAUAACCAGCCCAAAGAGAAGGAGAAUUAAUGCUUCUUUAUCUCCACGAUCUGUUGAAACUACAGAACCUAAAGGUUCAAAGAAAAAACUGAAACAAUCAAUGAAUAGACCACGGCAACAAUCUACAUCUACAAAGAUAAUAGAUUUGAAACUUCCAUUUGGUCAGAACCCUCAGUUUCAACUCAAUGUACCUCCAAAACCACCGAAUUCGAGACCUUCAUAUUUACAUUCUUCAUCUUUUUCUACAAUCGCACAACCAAGAACAAGAGCUAGCAUAAGCUUACCAUCUUUUGAUACAUUAGUUCAAAAUAUCCCAUUUAUUAACGUUAAUCAACAACAACAACAACAAUCACAGCAACCACAGCAAUUAUUGGUUCAGAACCUUGAUAACACGACACAACCUCGUCAUUUUAGUGCACCACAACAGCAAGCUUUCUCUUACUAUGUUCCUCACAACUCUUAUUACUAUGCAAAUCCAGAUAGAAUGUCGUUUGACGCUGCCACCGGACCAGCUCAAACUCAUAUGCCACAAAUGAUUGCAACCAACAAUCAUCCUACUGUUGACACGUUAUCACAUUUAGCAUCUUUUUAUAAUACACAUGGCCAUAGAUACUCAUAUCCACACAAUUUGUACGUUCCUCAAGUCAACCAAAAUUACAUGAAUACCCCAAGAGUCAUGUAUCAAGCGAAUACUAAUUCACCUCAAAGCAUUCCACCACAAGCUAGAGGGAACAAAAAAUUCAUAUUUGAAAGGACAACGCAAAAUGCACCAUCAGGUAGAUGA